Molecule: messenger RNA, 2062 nt
Organism: Paramecium primaurelia
Lineage: Eukaryota; Ciliophora; Oligohymenophorea; Peniculida; Parameciidae
Source: the annotation of a GenBank genome assembly
AUGAAAAAAGGUAAUUCCCCUAUAAAUAUAAUUAGAUAAACUUUACACUCAAGUUAUUUUGAACCCUGUUGUAAUUUCAAAUAAACCUUAAAUUCUAUUAUAUAUUAAUGAUUUAACUGAAGAACCAUUUAUUCUAUAACUCUAAUAAUAUUUAAAAAAUAGUGAUGAUAUUAUACAAACAAUUUCAUAGAAAAUCAAAGAACCUUUAAAUUGUACAUUGUCAAUGUUGGAAUUAGUCUAAGUAAUAUAAUAUCUUUCAAUAUAAUUAUAGAAAGAAGUUAGUCAAGAUUUAUAAACUAAAUAUAUUGAUCCAGCAUUGGCAGGUUGUAAACUAUUAAUUAGUACAGCAAAUGAUAUAUAGGAUUAUGUCACAAUGCAUAAAAAAAAUAAAUUAGAUAAAAAUUUAAUGGAUAUCCAUACUCGAGAAUUCGUUUCAGAUUGUUUAAACAUAAUAAAAGCUUAAGCUUUAUUUAGAGGACUUAAUAUAUAAGUACAUAUUAAAUAGAAUGUUCCAAUGUUUUUAAGAACUGAUCCAAAUAGAGUUAGAUAAGUUGUGUUAAGUUUGUUAAGUAAUAAUUUGUCUAUUCAUAAAAUAUAGUAAAAUCAAUUUAAGUCACUGUCAAUGGUAGCAUUGAAAUUUCAUGUUAAAAAUCUCCAUUAUUAGCAGAUCAUAUAGAAAUUAUAAUAAAAGUUAUGGCUAUUAAUAUAAAUGAAGGAAUUUUAGAUAACAUUGAACAAACCAUCAAACAUUUAAAAUAAUAGACUUUAGUUAGUAAAUAAGUGACAGAUAUUGUUGCAACAUCAAAAUAAUAUUCUUUUUCUAUUCUUACAGCAUUUUAUAUUUCUAUGGCUGUUGCUAUUAUGCCUUUUGAAUUUAAUUCAAUAAGGACAGAAGAGGGUACAUAAUUUUAUUUUAUUUUAUUAAUAAAAAAUGAGAAUCCAAAUUUCAAUAAGCAAUUAACAUAAAAAAGAUAAUCUGCAUUAAUUGCAAAUAAAUCUUAAUUUCAUUAAAAUUUUGGUUAAAGUAGCUAAUUUAAAAGACAUUAAUCAUAAAGAUUAACAGAAAUUAGUAGAAUUUAAGUGUAAGAGAAACUUAAAAAAAUGAAAAGAGAAUCUUAAGAAGAAACUAUAUCAGGUAAAAUGGAUACUUAAAUACCAUAAUUUGGAUAAUCAGAAUUAUCUGAUAAUUAAUAACCUUGUAAAUCUUACUCUGUAUCUUAAAUCUCAGAAUAGGACGAUUCAUAACAAAGUUCAUCAUCAGAUUCAAAGGAUGAAAUGAAUAAAGCUGAAUGUGAUGGUGAUAUAUAAUCUAGCAAAUCAAGUCUUUAAAUAAACGAUAAAAUAGAGAAAAUAGAUAAACAAUAAAAACCUUCUUAAUUUCUUGAUACUAUCAUUCGUGUUAAAGAACCAAAAGCAAGAAAGGUUUCAGUUAAUUUUAUCUAAUCAAGACUAAGUCCUUAAGUAUCUUAAUAACUUAAAUCUAAAUAAAGAGAUUCAUUACUUACCUUUGGAGGACGAUCAUCUGUAUAUUCUUCAAUGAGAAUUUCUUCAGUAAAUUUAGGUCCAAAUGAAUUAUUAGAUUGUUUUGAAAAGAUGGAAAGAAUAAAAUAAUAGUAAUUUAUAUAUAAAUGUCAAGUAAUAAUAUUAAUUCAAUUUUAUUUAGUGUCCAAAGAUAUUAAUUUGUGAAUAGAAUGAUUUUGAUUUAUAUGCUAUAUCCCAUUAAUUAAGUAAUCUAAAAAUACCUUACAUAUAUACAAUGUAGAGAAUGCAUAUUGUAGAUUAAUUAAAGAAACAAUUUUCAUAAUUUAAAACUUGUUGUAAGGGAUAUCAUAUAAUUUUUCUUGGAGUUGAGUUUGUAAAUGAAUAAUUUAGUACAGAUUGUGCUAACAUUAAGGCUGUACUAUAAGAAUAUUAAAAAGAUACAAGACUUAUAGGAUUGAUUGGAUUUUAAGAUGAAGAUAGUAAAGUAGCAAUAAAAAAGUUACCAUUUCAUGAUUGUUUAUAAAAACCUAUAAUGAUUGAUGCUUUAUUAUUCAUUUUAGCUAAAUGGGUCAAAUUGUGA